This is a messenger RNA of Physella acuta, 2138 nucleotides long. RefSeq lists its product as uncharacterized. The record is from RefSeq and is a predicted model, not a curated record. NCBI's taxonomy places the organism in Eukaryota, Metazoa, Mollusca, Gastropoda, Physidae. Gene Ontology annotation, molecular function: protein binding.
UUCUAGAUCUAGAAAUUAUGAUUAGACCUGUUGUCUAACCAUACUGAAUUCAUUAAAGAUCUAAAUAUUCUGAAACAAGACAGAAAAUAAAAUAACCGUUAUUUAAAACAAUGGUGAAGUCAAGCCUUGCCCGUGGACUCCAGUCAUGCUUGGGCCAAAGCUGGAAGGAGGAUCCUUUUAAAGACUUUGUUGUGAUAGUUGAAGACACCGACUUUCACUGUCACAGGUUUAUAUUAAGUGCCUGCUCCAGUUUUUUUAAAUGUAUGUUCCAAUCUGACUUGAGAGAGAAACAAGAUGGCUGUACGACCCUACGUGAGAUGAGCAGUGAAACUUUUGAUGUUAUAAUCAACGCGAUUUACAGUGGAGUUGAUGGCUUGACUAAAGAUAAUGUGAUAGACGUCUGGCACGCUACUCACAUGUUGGAUAUACCUUUCCUUGUGCAAGAGUGUGAAGAAUUUGCGUGCAAAAAUAUGUGCCUCGAUAACUAUAUUGUUUUAUAUGAAACAGCGAAACUUUUAGAAUCAAAAUACGUUAUAAAUUUUGCAUUAAAGUUUAUGAAAGCCAAUUAUGAGCAUUUUGUAGAAACUGAAACAUUUCUGAAUGUUUCUUUUAACAUAAUUCUUUCUUCAAUUAUAGAUGAUUAUCUGGAAGUAACUUCCGAAAAUAUUGUUUUAGAAUCUAUAUUAACAUGGAUUAAUUAUGAGAAACAAAGCUUUCAAAACCUAAAAGAAAUUAAGACAGUGGUAACUGAUAAAGAUAAAGAAGAAAGUCAGACAAGUGAAAUCUCUUUUGACGAAUCUUGUAAAUCAGAACAGGCAACUACAGGCUUUGAUGCCCAAUUUGGUUCUCCAAAUGUAAAUAAUAGUUCUAACAUGAAACGUGUGAAAGUAUCAACAAAACAGAUUUCCAGGCAUGCUAAGAGAGAUCGAUUUCUAAGAGAAGAAACAACAGAGGAAGAAAAGAAAGAUCAGCUUGUGAAGCUUUUGUCAGCUGCUAGGACUACAUUGGCGACACGAGAUUACUUAGACAAAUUGAUGGAACAUCCGUUAAUUUUAUCAAGUCCUGAAGCAUUCAAGAUUAUUCAUGACUCGCUGAUGAGCAUUUGGAACUCUUCAUCCACUAACGCAAUCAAAGACUACAGACUCAGUAGUUCUUCUAGAAGUGUCAUGGCAUUUGUAUCUAAAAACGAAGUAAAAUUGUUUUCAUUUAAUGAUGAAAAUAUAUACUCUCUUGGUAAUAUUAGUGACCAUGUGAUAGACACUUCGUGUGGAAUUGCAUCACUUAAUUCAGCAUUUUUCUAUUUUUACAACGAACCAAAUGAGAUUAUGUCAUCUAAUAAGCGUAGCUGGUCCACUAUCUCACGCCCACGCCACAUAUUGACAAAACUGAAUGACAGUCCCACAGCACCAACAACAAUAGUUUGUCAGAAAGAUAAAGACUCAAACAAUAAUACGUUGGUACCUUUUCACAACAGUAUCUUUUUGUUGUUAUGUUCAGAAUGUAAUAUUUCAAGUAUAGACUCAUCAAGUCAAUUAGUUACUUUAAAACUAACUAAAGUUCCAAAAAGAGCGAUUGUGUAUGAAGACAAUAUAAUAAUAAUAUAUAAUUCCGUAGAAGUUGAUUGUUACAACGUCACUACUAAACAUUUUGAGCAGUACACUUUUGACGAAAUUAGUAUCGACUUCGUUUCAUUCUUCAAAGGCAAGGAUCUUUUUAUUCUUCAGGGUAAUGGUGUCUUAAGAAAAGUUGACAAAAACAUUAGGUCAAAGAUAGAGCUUAAAGUACUCACAAAACUUUGGGAUGGAGAUAUUUCACUUACUGGAGCUGCUUACUUUAGAAACAAUCUCAUUCUUUUUUCUAAACAAAAAUACAAGACAGAAAUCUCCCCGUUGCCUGGGUUGUUUGAAAAUAUCCGGUUAAUAACAAUAGUAAGUGAGACAAACUUGACCCCUAUGGUGGUACCAGACUCUUGGUUAGAAACGAAUGUAGAAUGAAACAGAAGUUACAAGUAAAAGAGAAGUUUAUACAAUUGUCUUAAGAGUGAAGUUUCUAAAAUAACGAUAAUUUGAGUAUCGGUUCAGUUAACGGACGAUAUUUUAAACAUAUGUAAACGGUCUUGUUUUCUUGAUUCUCUAAAA